ACAAAAAGAUAGGCAAAUAUAUUUUUUACUUUACUAAGUUACUUUGAGAAUUUAUGAUUCCCUGUGUUUUGCUGUCUAUGGACGUCAUAACGACUCAUAACGGGGCUCCGGGGAAGUUACCAGCUGACUACCGGGUAGUUCUCAAUAUAGUAAUACGUAUAGAUGAUUGAGUAUGACAUUGAAGGUUGGUAAUGAGAUUCGUUUAGUUGUCUAAACCAAAACAAGCUUUAAAAAGGAAUUAUUAAUACCGAAAAAAAUAAAGUUUUCGACAUGACACAAUGGAACUUUGACCAGCGGCUUUGCGUCUUCUCGACAUGCCCUCGAGGUCAUGAUUCCGGGAAUCCCCUCCUCAUUUCGUCAGCCGACAUUUGUUUUGGUGAAGUCUUGUGAAAUGAUUCAUUUUAUAGUGUUAUUUUCUUUCGACUUGACGAUUAUUGAGGGUAUAUCACAAUGCCAAUAUCUCAAUAUGAUUUACAGCGAGUAAUAGCGGUCUUGGCCGACGAAGAAGAGUUAAAAGCGACCGUCAAAGGAAGCCUCAAAGGUGGUCUAUUGGCCGGUAUUACAACUACUCUAGGAGGUUUAGUAUUCGGUCCUCCGGGGUUGAUGGUCGGAGGCAUGAUUGGUGGAGCACUAGCAUACAACACAGCAGAAGAUUUCAAGCCCGUUUCGCACAUCAUUAAAGACCUUAAUGCAUAUGAAAUACAGCUGUUAUACGACUACAUGAAGGAUAUUAUCGAUAAUUUGACUGUUGAUGACUACGUGUCUUUAAUGGCGUUGAUCAGUGGAGGGCCAGGACUGCUUCUAAGAACACAACUCAUCGAUAGAACUGUGGACUUUCUGAGAAGUCAGCUUAAAGUCCAACUGAUCACUUCCACGUAGAGACGCUAAAUUUCGAAAGGAAAAGGAGAACUCGAGUUUAAUAUAAAGAACAAAAAUAUCGAAUUUGAAAGUGAAUUGAUCUAAUAAUAUUGUUUUAAAGAAUUCUUGUACACACGUUUACUCAUCUGAAUCGAAAGUUUUUACAGCUCAAAGUUUAACUGACUUCUGGUUAAAGAGACGCAGAUUUUGAAAGGAAAAGGGAAACUUGAUAGUAAAGAACAACAAUAUUGAAUUAUAAAGGUGAAUUGCUUAUAUAAAUGAUUUUUAAUAUUAAAAAUUAAUAAUUGUUUUAAAUAUUUUUUUGGAAACGUGUGCAAAUUUCCACCUGUUACUCAUUGACAUAUGUUUAAUUAUGUUUGAUGGAUUAGCUAAUAUUUUGCAGUAGGACUGGACCCAAGCUAACAGAGCAUCCUGUAAACCUGUACUACGUAGUAAGACCUUUUGCUUACCAUUUACCAGGAAAAACUAGAAUUUCCAGUUGAAAAACAAAUGAUGUAUUCCAAUUGGAAGUGUUGGGGAAAACUCGGUCUUCUGAUGUAGGUUAUCCACUUUGCCUGCUCUUUUUGGUUCUUCCGGAAGAUGGGUGGGUGUACCAUUUUUCAAAAGUCAAAGUUUCCUGCUCUUUUAUACAAUUGCCCUAUUUCACUAUGACGUCACCUCAAAACAAUCUUUUGUUUAAACGCAAAGAAUCAUGGUCUUCAGAGGGGGUCAAAUCGAUGCAAAUUCUCCAAAAAUUGUUCUAAAACCCGUAGCAAUCCACGAAGAGAAGUAGAGUAGCCAGCAAAUGCUCAGAAUAUUUUUUAGUACAUAUUAACACAUAUUAUAUCUGAAAACCAGGCCAUUUUAGAUUAAACUGUUUCGGUAGGAGUAAAUUUUGUUGAAAGUUCUAUUGGAUUUGGCAUUAGAGUAACUGGCCAUGACAAACCAAAGUAAAAAGUGCUGUGCCCCUAAUUCUGCCCAUUCAAUGUAGACUAUUGCUUUAUCUAUUAGAGCUGUAGGAAUGAUUAAUCAGUCAGCAGACGGUCCUAAUUUGAAGUGGAAAUAAAGGGUGACAUCUAA
Molecule: messenger RNA, 1938 nt
Organism: Actinia tenebrosa (Australian red waratah sea anemone)
Lineage: Eukaryota; Metazoa; Cnidaria; Anthozoa; Actiniaria; Actiniidae
Product: protein C19orf12 homolog
Source: RefSeq, a predicted model, not a curated record